AUGAACAAUCUCUUGAUAGUACUGACUUUUUUGGGCUUAUGCAUCAGCUUAAGCAAUGGAAACAAAGUCAAGUUUAGCAACGAGUUGGAACACAACAAACUCCUCAAGGUUCGUUGUGACAACGAUGAAAGGGAGCAUCUUCUGAAAAUCGGUGAAGAAUAUGAGUUUACUUUCAAUGAUGAUUUUUUCCACAAGUGUGCAAUGUACCAAGGUCCUAAUAAUUUCGAACAUCACCAAGAGUUUACUGCGAUUAACCAAAAAUGUGACGGAGUAAACGAGAUAUACGUUUCUCAAGCAGUUCACCUUCUCCGAUCGAAACUCAUCCCACUCUCAUCAAUCAAUACGCUCUUUACUUCGAUCCAUCAUCUUUUUCAUAAUGAUUCCGUUUCGCCUACAAUCAUCUUCGAUCCAUCAUCUUUUAAACAGACUUCUGCAAAAAGUUCAAGACCUACGCAAAACCCUCCCACCGUAAUACUGGUCACGACGGUUAACACCAAGCGUCUAGGAGGUACUCUGGUCCUGAGCUCAAUGACCUCCUCACGUGUUUUUAUGGACUACGAUGUCCAGCCUACCAUAGAUUACUUCGCCUGGUUAGGCUCUAAUCCAGAGAUUGCUAAGCUGGUUAAUGCAGCGGUUGUGUGAAAAGUUACCGAACACAACCUAUCAGGCAAGAGCCGAGCUCUAACUGUCACCAAAAUCCUCUCUGUAGCUACAGAAGCCUCGGUUGGAAACCAGAUUGCUGCAACGUCCGAGGAAGCCUUGCAGAUCGGAAACGAAGUGAGUGAACCGUCUAGCAGCCGUGGAGAUGAGGGGAGUAAGAGGACGUGUGCCACUGCUCAUCCAGAGACAGCAAAACGCCCAAAGUGUGGGGACUAGAGCUUCCAUUCACCUUCUCAGAGAUUUGAAUGGUUGAAUGCAGUUUUUCCUUUUAAUUAUUGUUUGACUCAGUUUGAACUUUUCAGAGUUUUCCCCCCUUCAAACAUCUAUCUACUUUGCAUGAUUAUUAGCUAAUUAUCAUGUUUUGUUUCACUAUUA
Raphanus sativus (radish) is the source of this 1035-nucleotide messenger RNA. RefSeq lists its product as uncharacterized. NCBI's taxonomy places the organism in Eukaryota, Viridiplantae, Streptophyta, Magnoliopsida, Brassicales, Brassicaceae. The record is from RefSeq and is a predicted model, not a curated record. Bases 1 to 642 code for a protein of 213 amino acids. The transcript has 5 exons.